Molecule: messenger RNA, 940 nt
Organism: Cantharellus anzutake
Lineage: Eukaryota; Fungi; Basidiomycota; Agaricomycetes; Cantharellales; Hydnaceae
Exons: 2
Coding region: 76-627 (183 amino acids)
Source: RefSeq, a predicted model, not a curated record
AUCUGUUGGGUUCAAGCAACACGAGAUGUAUUAUGAACCCCGUGUCAACGGAACAAGAGAUCACCGACUCUACACAUGGCACGAGAAAGCAAAACAAGCACAGAAAACACGAGCCGGAAGAUCUCUAGUAGUAAUGCGGGCAGCCACACACCGCGGAGCAAACUGAGUCGUAGCAGCAAUUCUGAGCAUCUACAAGUUGGUAGAUCAAAUGCGGAAUCAACUUACUCGUACAACAACCACAUCAACUCAGAUAGGGACAAGGUGAUACCCCAGCCUCUGAGCCAGGCCUCGAAGCCAGUAAACAACAUCCUCAUUCGGGUUCGUCUUCAUCCAUCCAUCCUGUACACGGUCAGGGGUUUCAAGCGCAGCUACGACCGGCACAUGAUCGGCGAUGCGAGAGGGACCGGAUCUGGAAGGCCCGGCGAGCUGCUCAGGGAUCGCGGCAUGGUGGAAGGUGUCCGACGACACAGAGCCCGAAUUCUCGAAAUGGAGAGUCAUUUGGGGACUAGGAUUGAAUCCGGAGAAGGGCAGCAUCAUGUCCCGCAGGGAAGCGGGUUCUUCCCCCAAACCUGCGUGGCUCUCUUGCAUAUGACCCAUCGAAUCCUCGAGGACCGAUUGAAGUUCUAGAAGAAACCUGCGAGACUUUGGAAGAUGUGCGAUCCAUGCACGCCCAGGCUCAGCUAGCCUUUGAGCCUCACGUAAACACUCUUGUGCCCUGGUCGAUCUCUAUAAAUCAUUCCCUUUAUCGAGAGUGUCUAUCAGCACGAUAGGGGAAGGCGUACCUUAACCUCACUGGAAAUUGUCAUCGAGCAUGCAAUGCACUCAAUCCGCAUCCUGUCACAUUGACCACAGGAUUGCGAAUUCGGGGACUCGACGCAUCCCUAAAAGCAAAGUGAGUCUCUUUCCUUCGUGUCAUGACUAUCUUGGAGAAGACAAGACU